AUGGCACAGGCACUGUUGGUACCACCAGGACCUGAAAGCUUCCGCUAUUUUACUAGAGAAUCUCUCGCAGCUAUUGAAAAGCGUUCUGCAGAAGAAAAAGCUAAAAAGCCCAAGCAAGAACAUACAGAUGAUGAUGAUGAAAAUGGUCCAAAACCAAACAGUGACUUGGAGGCAGGAAAGACACUGCCAUUUAUUUAUGGGGACAUACCUCCGGGAAUGGUGUCUGAGCCCUUGGAAGACUUGGACCCAUAUUAUAUCAAUCAAAAAACUUUCAUAGUACUGAAUAAAGGGAAGGCAAUUUUCCGAUUCAGUGCCACAUCUGCCUUGUACAUUCUAACUCCUUUUAAUCCCAUCAGAAAAAUUGCUAUCAAGAUUUUGGUACAUUCAUUAUUCAGCAUGCUUAUCAUGUGCACUAUUCUGACCAACUGUGUGUUUAUGACCAUGAGUAACCCUCCGGACUGGACAAAGAAUGUAGAGUACACUUUCACUGGAAUUUAUACCUUUGAAUCACUUAUAAAAAUUCUGGCACGGGGCUUCUGCUUAGAAGGUUUUACUUUUCUGCGAGAUCCAUGGAACUGGCUUGACUUCAGUGUCAUUUUAAUGGCAUAUGUGACAGAGUUUGUGGACCUGGGCAAUGUCUCAGCGUUGAGAACGUUCAGGGUUCUCCGAGCUUUGAAAACAAUAUCAGUCAUUCCAGGUCUAAAGACUAUAGUGGGAGCCCUAAUUCAGUCUGUGAAGAAGCUCUCAGAUGUCAUGAUCCUGACUGUGUUUUGUCUGAGUGUAUUUGCACUAAUAGGGCUGCAGCUGUUCAUGGGCAACUUGAGGAAUAAAUGCCUGCAGUGGCCUCCAGACAAUUCCACUUUUGAAAUAAACAUUAUUUCCUACAUUAAUAGCACAAUUGAUGAAAAUGGUACAUUUGUUAAUACAACAGUGAGCACAUUUAACUGGAAGGACUACAUCGAGGAUGAAACUCAUUUUUACGUUCUGGAAGGACAAAGAGAUGCCCUACUUUGUGGUAAUAGCUCUGAUGCAGGGCAGUGCCCAGAAGGAUAUAUAUGUGUGAAAGCUGGUAGAAACCCCAACUAUGGCUACACAAGUUUUGACACCUUCAGUUGGGCUUUCCUGUCACUCUUUCGGCUAAUGACUCAGGACUUCUGGGAGAACCUUUACCAGCUGACACUGCGUGCUGCUGGAAAAACAUACAUGAUAUUUUUUGUUCUGGUGAUUUUUCUGGGCUCUUUCUAUCUGAUCAAUUUGAUCCUGGCUGUGGUUGCCAUGGCCUAUGAAGAACAGAAUCAAGCAACAAUGGAAGAAGCAGAGCAGAAAGAGGCAGAAUUUCAACAAAUGCUGGAACAACUGAAAAAGCAACAAGAAGAAGCACAGGCAACAGCAGCAGUAGCAGCAGCAUCAGUUGCAUCAAGAGAUUUCAGUGGUGUAGGGGGAUUAGGAGAACUCUUAGAAAGUUCUUCAGAAGCAUCAAAACUGAGCUCGAAGAGUGCCAAAGAAAGGAGAAACAGAAGGAAGAAAAGAAGACAGAAAGAACUGUCUGAAGCAGAGGACAAAGGAGAUAAUGAUAAAUUUCCCAAGUCUGAAUCAGAAGAUAGUAUCAGAAGGAAAAGUUUUCGCUUCUCCACGGAAGGCAGUCGUCUGACAUAUGAAAAAAGGUUCACAUCUCCCAACCAGUCUUUGCUAAGCAUUCGUGGUUCCCUGUUUUCCCCAAGGCGCAACAGCAAAACAAGCAUUUUCAGUUUCAGAGGACGUGCAAAGGAUAUAGGAUCAGAAAAUGACUUUGCUGAUGAUGAGCACAGCACUCUGGAAGAUAAUGAGAGCAGAAGAGAUUCUCUCUUUGUUCCAAAUCGGCAUGGAGAACGGCGCAACAGUAACAUCAGUCAAGCUAGUAUGUCAUCCAGAAUGGUACCAGCCCUCCCAGCAAAUGGGAAGAUGCACAGCACCGUAGAUUGCAAUGGAGUGGUUUCUUUAGUUGGAGGACCUUCAACUCUAACUUCACCUACUGGACAGCUUCUACCAGAGGUAAUUAUAAGCAAACUAGGCACCACUACAGAAACAGAAGUAAGAAAAAGAAGACUGAGUUCUUAUCAAAUUUCCAUGGAAAUGCUAGAAGAUUCUGCUGCAAGACAAAGAGCAAUGAGUAUAGCCAGUAUACUUACAAAUACAAUGGAAGAACUUGAAGAAUCCAGACAGAAAUGUCCACCAUGCUGGUACAGAUUCGCCAACACUUUUUUGAUCUGGGACUGCUGGAGUCCAUGGCUGAAAGUGAAACACGUUGUCAAUUUAGUUGUGAUGGAUCCCUUUGUCGACCUGGCUAUUACUAUUUGCAUCGUUCUGAACACCCUGUUUAUGGCCAUGGAACAUUACCCAAUGACGGAACAGUUUAGUAGUGUGCUUUCCGUGGGGAACCUGGUAUUCACUGGUAUAUUCACAGCAGAAAUGGUACUAAAGAUAAUUGCCAUGGACCCUUACUAUUAUUUCCAAGAAGGCUGGAAUAUUUUUGAUGGUAUUAUCGUUAGCCUUAGUUUAAUGGAGCUUGGUCUUGCAAAUGUUGAAGGAUUAUCAGUUCUUCGGUCAUUUAGAUUGCUUCGAGUUUUCAAAUUGGCAAAAUCUUGGCCAACUCUAAAUAUGCUGAUUAAGAUUAUUGGCAACUCAGUGGGAGCUUUGGGGAAUUUGACCCUGGUGCUGGCCAUCAUUGUCUUCAUUUUUGCUGUGGUUGGGAUGCAGCUGUUUGGGAAAAGCUACAAAGAAUGUGUCUGCAAGAUCUCUAGCGACUGUGAACUCCCGCGCUGGCACAUGCAUGACUUUUUCCACUCUUUCUUGAUUGUAUUCCGAGUGCUCUGCGGAGAAUGGAUAGAGACGAUGUGGGACUGCAUGGAGGUUGCAGGUCAAACCAUGUGCCUUAUUGUUUUCAUGCUGGUCAUGGUGAUCGGCAACCUUGUGGUACUGAACCUGUUCCUGGCCUUGCUGCUGAGCUCGUUUAGUUCAGACAACCUUGCUGCUACUGACGACGAUAACGAAAUGAACAAUCUCCAGAUUGCUGUGGCAAGGAUUCAGAAGGGCAUAGAUUAUGUAAAAAAAAAAAUACAAGAGUUCAUCCAAAAAGCCUUUGUUAGAAAGCAGAAAGCUUUAGAAGAAAUCAAAGCACUUGAAGAGCUAGACAACAAGAAAGACAGCUGCAUUUCCAAUCACACUGUAGUCGAAAUAAGCAAAGACCUUAACUGUCUUAGAGACGGGAAUGGAACCACCAGUGGGGUAGGCACAGGCAGCAGCGUGGAAAAAUACGUAAUUGAUGAAAAUGAUUACAUGUCGUUCAUAAACAACCCAGGCCUCACGGUGACAGUGCCCAUUGCAGUUGGAGAAUCAGAUUUUGAAAAUCUGAACACAGAGGAAUUUAGCAGCGAAUCUGAUAUGGAAGAGAGCAAAGAGAAACUAAAUGCAUCCAGCUCAUCUGAAGGCAGCACAGUUGAUAUUGCCCCUCCUGGAGAGGGUGAGCAAGCAGAGAUUGAACCUGAAGAAGCUCUUGAACCAGAAGCCUGUUUUACAGAAGGUUGUGUGCAGAAAUUUCCAUGCUGUCAAGUAAGUAUAGAGGAUGGCAAAGGAAAAAUCUGGUGGAAUCUUAGAAAAACCUGCUACAGCAUAGUUGAGCACAACUGGUUUGAGACUUUCAUCGUCUUCAUGAUUCUCCUCAGCAGUGGAGCACUGGCUUUUGAAGACAUAUAUAUUGAACAGCGCAAAACUAUCAAGACCAUGCUGGAAUAUGCUGACAAAGUUUUUACGUAUAUUUUCAUUUUGGAAAUGCUUUUAAAAUGGGUAGCAUAUGGUUUUCAAAUAUAUUUUACUAAUGCCUGGUGCUGGCUGGACUUCUUGAUUGUUGAUGUCUCAUUGGUUAGUCUGGUAGCCAAUGCUUUGGGCUAUUCUGAACUUGGUGCCAUUAAAUCGCUUAGGACAUUAAGAGCUUUAAGACCUCUACGAGCCUUGUCACGAUUUGAAGGGAUGAGGGUGGUCGUAAAUGCCCUUGUAGGAGCAAUUCCAUCUAUCAUGAAUGUAUUGCUGGUUUGUCUUAUAUUCUGGCUAAUCUUCAGCAUCAUGGGAGUAAACCUGUUUGCUGGGAAAUUCUAUCAUUGUGUCAACACCACAACCGAUGAGAUGUUUGAUGUCAGUGAUGUCAAUAAUUACACUCAAUGCGAGGAACUCAUAAAAAACAAUCAAAGUGCUCGAUGGAAAAAUGUAAAAGUAAACUUUGACAACGUAGGAGCUGGAUAUCUUGCUCUGCUUCAAGUAGCUACUUUCAAGGGAUGGAUGGACAUCAUGUAUGCUGCUGUUGAUUCACGAGAGGUAGAAGAUCAGCCUAAGUAUGAGGACAACUUGUACAUGUAUCUCUAUUUUGUCAUCUUUAUCAUAUUUGGAUCAUUCUUUACCUUGAACCUUUUCAUUGGUGUAAUUAUAGACAACUUCAACCAACAAAAAAAGAAGUUUGGAGGUCAGGAUAUAUUUAUGACAGAAGAACAGAAGAAAUACUACAAUGCAAUGAAAAAACUAGGGUCCAAAAAACCACAGAAACCUAUACCGAGGCCAGUGAACAAAUUCCAAGGCAUGGUCUUUGAUUUUGUAACCAAACAAGUAUUUGACAUCAGCAUCAUGAUACUUAUCUGCCUUAACAUGGUCACAAUGAUGGUAGAAACAGAUGACCAGAGCAAAGAAAUGGAAACAAUUUUAUCCCGGAUUAACCUUGUGUUCAUUAUCCUUUUCACUGGAGAAUGUGUCCUGAAAUUGAUUUCACUUCGUCAUUACUACUUCACUAUAGGCUGGAAUAUUUUUGAUUUUGUGGUUGUCAUUCUCUCCAUAGUAGGUAUGUUCUUAGCUGAGAUGAUUGAGAAAUAUUUUGUAUCCCCCACACUAUUCAGAGUCAUUCGACUUGCCAGAAUAGGUCGAAUCCUGCGUCUCAUUAAGGGCGCUAAGGGCAUCCGCACUCUGCUUUUUGCUUUGAUGAUGUCUCUUCCCGCUUUGUUCAACAUCGGUCUGCUGCUGUUCCUGGUCAUGUUUAUCUAUGCCAUAUUUGGAAUGUCCAACUUUGCCUAUGUCAAGAGAGAGGUUGGGAUUGAUGACAUGUUCAAUUUUGAAACGUUCGGCAACAGCAUGAUCUGUCUCUUCCAAAUUACCACAUCUGCUGGCUGGGAUGGUUUGCUAGCCCCAAUUCUCAACAGCGGGGAACCAGACUGUGACCCUCAUAAGGAUCAUCCAGGCAGCUCCGUUAAAGGAGACUGCGGCAACCCUUCCGUUGGGAUUUUCUUCUUUGUCAGCUACAUUAUCAUAUCGUUCCUGGUAGUGGUGAACAUGUACAUUGCUGUGAUUUUGGAGAACUUCAGUGUUGCUACUGAAGAAAGCGCUGAGCCCUUGAGCGAGGAUGACUUUGAGAUGUUCUACGAAGUCUGGGAGAAGUUCGACCCUGAUGCAACACAAUUCAUAGAAUACAGCAAACUAUCAGAUUUUGCAGCUUCGCUAGAUCCUCCUCUUCUUAUAGCAAAGCCAAACAAAGUCCAGCUUAUUGCAAUGGAUCUGCCCAUGGUAAGUGGUGACAGAAUUCACUGCCUUGACAUCUUGUUUGCUUUCACGAAGCGUGUUUUGGGGGAAAGUGGGGAGAUGGAUGCCCUCAGAAUACAGAUGGAAGAUCGGUUUAUGGCAGCCAAUCCUUCUAAAGUCUCCUAUGAACCAAUUACAACUACAUUAAAACGAAAACAGGAGGAGGUGUCUGCUGUCAUCAUUCAGCGUGCUUACAGACGUUACCUUUUAAGGCAAAAAGUUAAAAAGGUGUCUAGUAUAUAUAACAAAAAUAAAAACAAAGAAAAUGAUGGACCAGUUAUAAAAGAAAUAAUUAUUGACAAACUAAAUGGGAACUCUACUCCAGAAAAAACAGAAGAGAGCUCCUCUACAACUUCACCACCUUCUUAUGACAGUGUAACAAAGCCAGACAAGGAAAAAUAUGAAAAAGACAAAGCAGAAAAGAACUACAAAGGUAAAGAUGUCAGGGAAAACAAAAAAUAA
Molecule: messenger RNA, 6054 nt
Organism: Rhea pennata
Lineage: Eukaryota; Metazoa; Chordata; Aves; Rheiformes; Rheidae
Product: sodium channel protein type 2 subunit alpha-like
Exons: 26
Coding region: 1-6054 (2017 amino acids)
Biological process (GO): membrane depolarization during action potential; sodium ion transmembrane transport; neuronal action potential
Cellular component (GO): axon; plasma membrane; voltage-gated sodium channel complex
Molecular function (GO): voltage-gated sodium channel activity; protein binding
Source: RefSeq, a predicted model, not a curated record